Molecule: messenger RNA, 1134 nt
Organism: Aspergillus terreus NIH2624
Lineage: Eukaryota; Fungi; Ascomycota; Eurotiomycetes; Eurotiales; Aspergillaceae
Product: SET domain protein
Exons: 2
Coding region: 1-1134 (377 amino acids)
Molecular function (GO): protein binding
Source: RefSeq, a predicted model, not a curated record
AUGCAGCUCCUCUUCAGAGACCCGGUCAGCUUCCAUGACCAAGGGCCUGCGAGCCCCCUUUCGGACACAGAAGCCUACUACCAGUCAGCAAUGGACGUGGUCGCGACAAUCUUCCACGACAUAUUUACCGUUUUCGUUAUCCGGACAUACAUGGAGAAGUUCCCCAACCCCCAGCAUCAAACCAUGUAUCGAAGCCUCCAUAGCCUAGCACUAACACUUGUGGAUAGUCUCGUCGCAUGGAAGCUAGAACCAACCAGCGAUGACCCCAUGCAGGACCCACGACUGAAGCAUGCCGAGGGUUUUGUGGACACUCUGGGCUGGAAGAUGUUCGCAAUUUGCGCCUGGUCAGAUGGGUUCAGCCGAGCCUGCUAUACCGAAACCAACCCUCUAUUCUGGGAAGCCCUGAUCGACAUCAUCCAGGAGAAGUACGCGUGCAUCGAAGUCUUCGCCCGCACGCGCGAUCUCGACUGGCGCGGAAUUAUCCUCCAGCACACCCACUCGGGAAUUGCCGAGCUCACCCACGCGCUGCGUCCGCACCCGCGACUCUCAGACCAGCAUAUCCACCAGAUUGUGCGGAUGCUGGACGGCUCUCUGCAGCGGCCAUCAUUGAAUGGCUGUCCCCAGAUCAACGUACCGCACUGCAUCAUCGACCCGGCGGAAUUCCCCGACGGAGACCCGACUCUCCGGCGGCCCGGAGAGGCACCAUGCGACCUGUGUCGAUCGAUGGAGUUCUGCGAUUGUAGGCUCAGCCCGUACGCCGUGGGCGGUCUCCUCGAACUCAUGGAGUAUCCGAAUAAGGGGGUGGGAGUGCGGUCAUUGGGAAACUUCAAACAGGGAGACAUUCUCGGUGAGUAUGUCGGGGAGAUCCAUGACCCUGAGUAUGAGGGGGAUGGUAUCUAUUCGCUGAUGCAACAGGUCAAGGGUCAGCCGCAUACGGAUAUUGCUCUCAUCUCCCCCAAGCAGUAUGGGAACUGGACCCGGUUCAUGAACCAUUCGUGUAAUCCGAACACGGCCUUUCGACCGCGGAAUAUUGGAUGGCGGCGCUGCAUGCUAGUUGAAGCGAAGCGCGAUAUUGGCCUGUUUGAGGAACUCACUGUCGACUAUGGCGCGAGCUAUUGGGGUGAUCGACUAUGA